CAGCCAGCAUUGCCUUGCCGGCUCCAAGGCAAACAAAAGGAGCUGCCAGGGUUCCCAUGGCGGGGGCCAGCACCUUCAUACCGGGGCUGAACCCUCAGCACCCUCACUAUCUGCCAGGGUACUCUGGACACUGCCCGCUACUUCGGUUCACCAUGGGCCAGACCUAUGGGCAGGCGACGGGGAAGCUCCUCCAAGGCGCUCCGGGCCUAGCCUGGCCCCCUGCCCACCGCACUCUUCUGCCUCCCAUUCGGCCACCAAGCUUUCCCGAGGUUCCCAUGGACCACCUCCCUGUCAGGCGUGGCCACGAGAGGCUCAGCUCCAGCCUGGUGCCGGGGUACACAGGUUUCAUACCCCAGGCACAGUUCAUCUUUGCUAAGAACUGCAGCCAGGCCUGGGCCGAGGCUCUGAGCGAGUUCAACCAGAGGCACCGGGGUCAGGGGGCACAUGGGCAGCUGGAGGAGGACAAGAGAGAAAAGGACCCAGAAAAAGACCAAGAGCCAAAGCUGGAGGCGGAGACGGACCCAGAGCUGGGGCAGAAGGCAGAGCAAGCUUCACCUUAUUCCAUGGAUGAUAAAGAUCCUCAAAAGUUCUUCAUGUCCGGUGAGUUGGGGAUGGUGAUGACCAACAGGGUGGGGAGGGGCACUCUGACUCAUGGAUGUCCUCGGCACCCCCAGGUUUCACCGGUUAUGUGCCACGUGCACGCUUCCUCUUUGGCUCCGGCUUCCCAGUGCUCACCAACCUGGCGCUGCAAGAGUUUGGGCAGAUGCGCACGCAUGGAAGCAGCAAGGGUGCUGCACGCCCCCCGCUGCCCAGAAUCUACCCUCAAAGCCUGGGCCUUUUACCUCACUAUGGGGGCUACGUGCCAGGGUACAAGUUCCAGUUCGGCCGCACCUAUGGGCACUUCACCCAGAAUGCCCUGGGCCUCAGCACCGUGCAGAAGCAGCUCCUGACAUAAGCCCCCACAGCCCACUCCUCC
This is a messenger RNA of Sorex fumeus (smoky shrew), 976 nucleotides long. It is a transcript of the gene CIMIP2B, whose product is annotated as ciliary microtubule inner protein 2B. The record is from RefSeq and is a predicted model, not a curated record. The transcript has 5 exons. Lineage: Eukaryota; Metazoa; Chordata; Mammalia; Eulipotyphla; Soricidae. The coding region runs from base 57 to 950 and encodes 297 amino acids.